Messenger RNA from Danaus plexippus (monarch butterfly), 4499 nucleotides. It is a transcript of the gene melt, whose product is annotated as protein melted. Bases 259 to 2979 code for a protein of 906 amino acids. Gene Ontology annotation, cellular component: plasma membrane. The record is from RefSeq and is a predicted model, not a curated record. Gene Ontology annotation, biological process: regulation of signal transduction. The transcript has 12 exons. NCBI's taxonomy places the organism in Eukaryota, Metazoa, Arthropoda, Insecta, Lepidoptera, Nymphalidae. Gene Ontology annotation, molecular function: phosphatidylinositol-5-phosphate binding.
CACAAGUCGACCGAUUCCAUUUUUCCUGAUUUCGUAUCAAUCAUCAAAGAAUAUAUUGCAAGUAAACUAAAACCAACAUUAUUGUGAGUCAAAAUUAGAAAGCGCCCCAGUGGGUGUACAUCCGUUAGUAUGAAGGGAGUGCAGUGCUUGUUUUAUGCCAAAAAAGCCCCGUGUAGAUGUGUCGACUAAGCUGUAUGUUGUUAUGUUAGUGAUUUAUCCAGUGAAUUUAUGAAGUUGCGUUGGUGUUGAGGCAGCAAUAUGCACGAAUUGCUGAAACAUGUGCUGACGGAGCGGGAUUUGACCCGGGCAGGGGAUAUAUUUUCCAUUCCAGAUGCUGAUAUUGUCAAUGAUUUAAACGAAGUUCUGAAACAAAUAACCGAAAUAUCAUCAAGGGCCGAUUACAUUAGGAAUGACCGUGAUCAGGCACUCAUAGAGAUAUGUGUCACUAGAGUUACAUCAUGUAUAAAAGAGACGGGUACUCUAGAGAAAUACUGCUGCUCCCUGGUGGCAUUGCUGGAGUCUUGUCUACACCACAACCUCAUGCCGGUCGGCCAUCUGAGGGACGAUGAUCCACCUCAUGCUAAGAUAGCAUCAGAUAUUAUUGCUUGUAUUGUACUGGUAUCAUUUCCCCUCCAAGCGGACAAGGAAGCCAGCGGUAACGAGGAAGUGAUGGAACUGUUCCUACCAGUGGCCGUGCAGUUCCUCCACAAGGGUAACCGUGAAAUAUCACGUCACAUGGCAAGAUAUUUAUCACUUGCUGCUCUUCAUCACGCUGUACUGCUGAAGCCUCAUGUGCAAACCAUUAUGGAUUCUAUCAUGUCAGGUAACUAUCCGCUGUGCCGUAUCCUGACCAACCUGUACGAGGUGUGUCCUGAGCCUCUGGAGGGUCACGUGACGGCGCUGGUGUCUCUCCUGCCGCACGCUGAGCCCGUGGAGAAGAGCUCGCUGUUCGCUCUCUUCGAACAGAUAGCAUCUAGACGACCCGAAGCUCUCAAGACCGCCAUACCACAACUGCUGUCCUAUCUGUGCCCAAACACCACCAGCCAGAAGGACCCUGGCUGUAUGUGUGUAGACGUACUGCAGGUGAUAGGGCGCGUGUCGUCAUCUCGGGCGUCGUUGGUGGCGGAGCACAGCGCGGUGGUCCGGGAGGCGGCUCGGCCUCCGCACGCCUCGCCCCGGGCCGCCGCCCUCGCCGCCGCCGCUCUAGCAGCACUCGCCGGAACCGGAAGAGUCAGUAUACAGACAGAGCGUGCCCAAGAGGCCCUGAACUUCAUAGUGGAGCGCCUGUCAGCUGCCGAGGGUGUGGAACAGGCGGCGCUGCUUCGCGAGGCCACCGCCUUAUGCAGCGCCUACCCCGCGCUCUUCACAGACAGACUCCUAGCUGCUCUGAGACCCAACAGUAACCGUCCGAAGUCAACGCACGGCGAGGUGAAUCGCACUUCGACUGGGGUGACCAUCGUUAAGCUGGGAGGUCAGACGACUGUCACGAGUCCGAGCACGGGGGCUGCGACGACCACGACCCUGACGGUCACAGGGCCCGUGGGGUACACCAGACGAGCCAAGCUGGGGGACUCCAGGAGCACCGGCAGGUUACACCCCGGACCCAACUCACACAGGAGCAUGACCAGGCUGAAUGUCGCCGGAGGCUCCGUGGGCGGUCUGCACAAGAGUAUGACCCGGCUGUCCUCGUCCCAACAUAUCAACGCACAAAAUCCUCCGCAAAUAGUGGGGAGCAAGCCGUCCAGCAAGCCCAAUGUGGUCUCCAGCGCGGGAGUGACCGUCAGCGUGUCUCCUCCGCUGGCGCCGCGACCACGGCAUCUGCAUCACAACAUACUCAUAGGACCCAGCACGGCAUCAGGAGCUACGAUAGUUUCAGGAGCGUCUCCGCCGCAGCCGGUGUCGAUGAUCGCCCUCAACAAGGACAAGUCCUCGGACGCGUCGGUGUCGUCCCCGGCCGUCAUGUCGACCGCCAGCGGAGCCCUGCCGAGCUCCCCGUCCUCGGGCGCUCCGGUCACGGUGACGUCCCGCCGCGCCAACAACACCAGCGUCACCAUGAUCAACUCCAGCCAGUCCAGCCACAGGAUCAGCGUGUUCGAGCCCUACCCCAUGAGGGACACCGUCCAACACUUCUGUGAGAAACAUCUGGACAAGAUCAAAGCGUACAUGGACAACGUCUCGCUCAGGAUACCUCCGCCCGCCAAAUGUACCAUCGAAGAGCGGCGGUCUAAGAAGCAGGCUCGCUUGUCUUUCGCGUGCGGCACGCGCGGACCGCACUGCCUGUACGCACACGCCGCCUUCUCCCUCCGCACUCGCCUGCCUCGCGUGUGGAUCCACCUGAUGUUUCUGGCGCUGCAGGCCCGCCACGCGGCCGCCCUGUCCUCGCGCGACCCAACCGUGGCCAGCCUCAAGCACUGCUGGGACAUCCUCAAGUGUGAGAACCGCACGUUCCUCACGCUGGUGACGGGCGCCUUCCCCGCACUCAAAGACCAGGAGCUGAUUGUGGACGAGCUGAGGGCUGCGGGUUUCUUUGACGUGUUCGAGGUGAGCCCCCGCGCGAUCUGGGGCUGCUUCCUGUGUCACCACCCCGAGAGAGCUGGCGGCUUCUUAGGGGACGGAGCUCCGGUCAUCGAGGGACAGCUGAGGGAGAAGAAGGGACGCUGGAGGCUGUUCCGGAGGUGGCGCACCAGAUACUUCACCCUGUCCGGGGCGCACCUGUCCUGUAAGGGAUCUAGCGGCGGCGAGAGCAUAGACAUCAACCAGAUCAGGUCGGUGAAGGUGUCGCGAGGGGCGCGGAACAUACCGAAGGCGUUCGAGAUCUUCACCGGAGACCAGACCCUGAUCUUGAAGCCCAAGGACGGCAAGAACGCGGAACAGUGGGCCCAGUGCCUCAGUAUCGCCGUGGCCCACUCCCACGCGAGGGACACGCCCGCCAAGGCCAACAGCUUACCAGCGAGAGGACUCACACUCAAGAGCUUCUGAUGUAUGACACGUUGUGGAUUAGCUUCGUAGCAUAACAAAACGCGCAAUUGCUAUAAUACUGGUACUUUUGACAAUUUUUAUUAUUUAAGACGUGAGUAACUACAGGUGAGUGAGUACUAACUCGACGUAAUAAUAGAUUAUUUGACUGAUCUUUGAUAUGAAUUGAUUCCAGGGAUUGUUUUGACCUAAGCUAUACCGAUAACAGCUCAAUUAUAAUAUAAGGUAACUUGCGUAGUCGUUGAAGUACUUAAAUACACUAGCUAGCAUUGCCAGUACGUGCCUUUUAUAAUUUUAAAACUUUCUGAGGGUACUCAUAAAGUGCAGGUUAACAAACUCCGUUCAAGAUGGCCGCCCUCGGUUGUAAUGAUAUUGCUAAUAUAAUUGUUUUAUAUAUUUUUAAAACAAUAAGAAUUUUAAUUCUGUAAAGACGUUGAACCAUUUAAUGUUAGUGUUGUGAAGUACAAGAUUUAUAUAAUUUUUCUUAAUAUAUCGUUGUUGGCGAGUCAAUUUAUAAAAUUGAGAGUUGUUUUUUUUUUUUGUAUAAUAAAUAUUAAUCUGUAUUUAAGCGAUUUUGUAAACUAUUUUAUUCAUAUUGAGAUGUUCUAUGGUCGAAGACUGAGUGCUGGUCACAGUUGUACUUAAAAUGACUACAGUGGGAAUUAAGCUUUAUAUGGAACGAUGGACACUUAUUUAAUUAUUUUUUUUAUAUUACUUAAUGAUUAUUACAAAGUUGUCAUAUACAAAAAUAAAGUUUCGAAGUUUAGCGAUUCAUGAGACAUAAUAAGCCUUUUUAUUGAUUCUUCGCAUAAUAAUAUUCUUACUAUAAAUAUUAAUGUAAAAAACUUGCCGUUACGUUUUUAUAUAAAACAAAAAACAAUUUUUGAGAAUCGUUUCAUCUAUAAAUGGCUACAUAUAUAAGGAGUGAAAUUUAAAAUGGCCGACAAUUUUUUUUUUUAAUUUGUCGGCGGUAAAAAAAAAUAUUUUUAAUUUAUAUUUUUAAUAAAAUUAACAUUCCGAUUGUUGUGAAAAUAUUUGGUCUCAAAACAUGAAUGGUUGUUAUAAAUUAUAAUUUUUUUUUUAAAUAUAUUAUCUGUGACGCGUUUGUAAGUGGACGGCGUCGUUGUUAUAUGACUUUUAUGAACUAUGAAUGCGUAUAAACUUUUGUAUGUUUCAAUAUUAUAAUCUUAUCUAUUUCCAUGAUGUUUAACGGCUGUUUUCAACAAGUUAUAGUGUUAGUGUUGUUCUGUAAUAUUUAAUUGACAAAUAGAUUUUAAUGAAGAUUGGAAUAAAUUUGUUUCCACAGAGGUAAUGGUGACGAAGCUUAGUUUUACCUAUUAAAAUGUUUCCCACCGCCGCGCCGCGGGCGUUCGUUUCGUAUUUUUGAUAUAUUGAUAUGUACUCAUGACAGUUGGUGCUACUUGCAAUACCGUACCUUGAAACCCGCGCUGGAAGAGCGUGAUGACAUUUGAUUCAUUCUAAACGACUUAUUUAUUACAAUAAAGUUAUGUUUUGAAAUUUUU